AUCAGUCCUCAGUGAUGGCAAAGGAAAAAUACGGCGAACCCCGGACGUUUGACCCUAAUUUUAAAGGGCCCAUUCACAACAGGAGCUGCACUGAUGUUCUUUGCUGUCUGCUGUUCACUCUGGGCUUGCUGGGUUAUCUAACAGUCGGAUGUCUUGCCUGGUUUCAGGGUGACCUGCGGAGGGUGAUUCAUCUCACAGACAGCAGGGGGCAGUUCUGUGGUCAGAAGGGAACCCCACUGGAGAAGAAGCCCUUGCUGUUUUAUAUAAAUAGUCUGAAGUGUUUGAGUUUGACGGUGCUGCUGGAGUUCCAGUGUCCUACCACACAGAUCUGUGUGGAGAAAUGUCCAGAGCGGUUCCUGACGCUGGCGAAUGCUAAACGGAACACAACAGACAAGCAGUACUACUCACAGUUCUGUAAGGAGGGAGUGAAUAUUGCACUGCCGGAUGUUGAACUCCUGAAAGACGAAAUGUGUCCAGAUAUGAUCUUUCCCAGCCAGCCUCUUAUGCACAGGUGUUUCCCAGUCCUGAAGGAAGUUGAUAACACUACCAUCAACAUCCUCUUAAAUGCUACAAGCAAGGAGUCUAACCCUGUUAGAAAAGCUCAGGAGGUGGCCAUGAAGAUCUUUCAGGAUUACACACAGUCCUGGCAGUGGAUCCUGCUUGGAUUAGUAAUGUCCAUGGUGCUCAGCAUGAUCUUCAUUGUUCUUCUGCGUUUUGUGGCUGGGGUUAUAAUCUGGGCGAUAAUCAUCUCGGUCAUCCUCGUUAUUGGUUACGGUACCCUCCACUGUUAUAUGCAGUACGCUGCUCUGAAAGGCCAAGCUGGAUCAGAUGUUACCAUAAAGGAUCUGGGUCUGCGGACAGAUUUCUCCAUCUACCUGCAGAUCGAACAGACCUGGCUGGCCUUCACAAUUAUCCUGGGUAUCGUGGAGCUGGUGAUCCUUCUCAUCCUCAUCUUCCUCAGAAAGAGAAUCGUCAUCGCAAUCGCUCUCAUUAAAGAGGCCAGCAGGGCUCUGACUCAUAUGAUGUCAUCGCUAUUCUACCCUCUGCUGACCUUUGCCCUCUUGUCUCUGUUGAUCGCAUACUGGGCCAUAACCUCUUUCUUCCUGUCCAAUCAGCCGAUCUAUAAAGUUAAAGACACCACAGAGUGUAAAUACUCCAACCAGACCUGCGACCCUCAGACAUUCAACAGCUCUGAAGCGUUCAAGCACUGCCCAGGUGCGAAAUGUCUGUUUGCGUUCUUUGGCGGAGAGACGUUCCUCCAUAAGCACCAGAUCGUGUUUCAGGUCUAUAACUUGUUCAUGUUCUUCUGGUGUAUGAACUUUGUGAUUGCGCUGGGUCAGGUGACCCUGGCUGGGGCCUUUGCCUCCUACUACUGGGCGUUCAAGAAACCGGCUGACAUCCCGACGUUCCCUGUCUUCUCCUCACUCGGACGGGCCCUCAGGUAUCAUACUGGCUCAAUGGCCUUCGGUUCUCUGAUCCUCUCCAUCAUUCAGGUGAUCAGGGUGAUGCUGGAGUAUCUUGAGAAGAAACUGAAAUUUGCUGAAAACAGAGUUGCUAGGUUCAUCAUAAGAUGUCUGAAGUGCUGCUUCAGGUGUUUGGAGAAAUGCAUCAAGUUCCUCAACAGAAACGCCUACAUCAUGAUCGCCAUUUAUGGUAAAAACUUCUGCACGUCUGCUAAGAACGCCUUCUUCCUCCUGAUGAGGAACAUUGUCCGAGUGUUCGUGCUGGACAAAGUGACAGACUUUCUGUUGUUUCUGGGAAAGCUGCUCAUAGUGGGGAUUGUGGGAGUCUGCUGUUUCUUCUUCUUCUCAGGGAAGAUAAAGUUUGGGAAGGAAGUGGUUUCAUCACUGAACUACUACUGGGUUCCCAUUGUGACGGUGGUGUUUGGCGCCUACAUCAUUGCCAGUGGCUUCUUCAGCGUCUACGCCAUGUGUGUGGACACUAUGCUCCUGUGCUUCUUGGAGGAUCUGGAGCGCAAUGAUGGAUCUGAAGAGAGGCCGUACUUCAUGUCCAAGAGUCUCCAGAAGAUACUGAAUAAAAAAAAUAAAUUUAUGACCAAAUAACCCUCCAGAGAGCACAGACAAAGGAGAAAAGCAGGAGGAGAAAGAGGGAGAACUUAGUAAUCAGAAAAGGUUUUAUUUGUAUUAACAGUGUGUUCUUUAAUAUUCAUCUUUUCUGACUGUAAAUGUAACUUUUGUUACUGUUUGUUUACCUUUUUCCCAUUGUUGUUUUAUUGUAUGCUGUCCCAUCUGAGUUUUGAGUAUCAAAACGUUCAAAAUAUGUUACAAAUACAAAUCAUAAGCUAAACUUAA
Messenger RNA from Pygocentrus nattereri (red-bellied piranha), 2312 nucleotides. Its product is annotated as choline transporter-like protein 2. The transcript is spliced from 22 exons. Gene Ontology annotation, biological process: choline transport; transmembrane transport. Bases 15 to 2063 code for a protein of 682 amino acids. Lineage: Eukaryota; Metazoa; Chordata; Actinopteri; Characiformes; Serrasalmidae. Gene Ontology annotation, molecular function: choline transmembrane transporter activity. The record is from RefSeq and is a predicted model, not a curated record. Gene Ontology annotation, cellular component: membrane.